Aureobasidium uvarum is the source of this 399-nucleotide messenger RNA. Lineage: Eukaryota; Fungi; Ascomycota; Dothideomycetes; Dothideales; Saccotheciaceae. The record is from the annotation of a GenBank genome assembly.
AUGAUCUCCUUUUUACUUUCUCUUUGUGUCGUUGACAGCCAGCACCGUGCGUGGCGCCUUGCGCAACAAGCCGACAGCGAGCCAUGGCCAUGGUGGAAGAAAUUAUCGCCCUGGACGUGGUGGAACGCCGAACCUUAUCAAUCACCACAAGACUCUACCUGGCAACAUGCUGUACCAGCGACCAGCUUGUCGGACGGCGCAAAUGGGACUGUCCCCGUACCUGCGGUGAAUACAGAUCGUUGGCACACACGCAAGAAGCACAGAAAGAUGGCAAAGCUCACCAUUUCCGACGCAAUGAACAUGAGGGAAGAAAUGGCGGUCGCACUUGUCACAGCAGCCUUGAUAGGUCUGGUCGUUGUUGUAUGGCUUGCAAAGCGUGUGCUCUCCCCGACUGCGUGA